AUGUCGAACGAUGAUUUAAGUGUAAAUCCAAAACAAGGAUGGGUAAAAGUCAAAUUACAUUGUCAUUCGAAAUGGCAUCGUCGACAUUGUAUCAUCGAUUGGGACAAAGCAAUUCUAUUUAUCGCAUCGAAAAUCGAUAGACGAUACCGCGAAUGGAUCAAACUUUUGCCGAAUAUUCUGAUGAAUGAUUAUGAAUCAUCAUCCGAGAAUACUAUCGAGAUCAAAUCGGAUAAUGAGAUACAUUUACUUCAGACCGAAUCAAAAGAGGAGUAUGAUGGUUGGUUUUUAGCUUUGAAAAGAACAGCAUAUAGCCGAAUUGGUGGUGGUAUUUUUGGUCAAUCUUUGGAAAAUACGUAUAAAUACUCACGUGAUAAAUCAUCUCCUGUUCCGUUGAUUGUUCGGCAAUGUUGUGAAUUCUUACUUGAGUAUGGUUCAACAUUUGUUGGCUUAUUUCGAGUACCUGGCAAACAAUCUUCAAUCAAAGAAUUACGUGAUAUGUACGAUCGUGGAACAAUUAUUGAACUGAACGAUUCAUAUUCACCUGCGACAAUCUCGUCGUUGUUGAAACUUUAUCUUCACUCGUUACCGGAACCCGUUAUUCCGGUGAAAAAUUUCGAUGAAUUUUUUGAAUUCGGCUCACGAUUUAAAUACAACCAAACAAAUGAUAUCGAUCGGUUAAAACAAUUAAUCGAACGAACAUUAUCAGGUAUUAAUUAUGCACUUCUCGCAUAUUUGUGUUCGUUCUUAAAAAAGUUAACACAACAUGCGCACGAAACAAAAAUGGAUACGGAGAAUUUAGCAGUUACAUUUGGAAACAAUCUUAUUAGGCCAGCCGAAGAACUUGAUUUGAAUAUGAUCAAAGGACACAAUUUUAAUCUAUUUCCAUUGAUUCGAGUACUGAUUGAUCAUAGUGAAUAUCUAUUUUUGAUCAACUCCAACGAAGGAUGCGAACCGAACAAUGAGUCCAUCGCUAAAUCCAGUGGUUUUUCAUCAUUUUCUUCACUUUUAUCAAAUAAUGACCAAUCGAUGAAGAUCAACUCACGUUCAUCAUCGAUGCCAUCGAUACGUUUCACGACUUUUUCAUCCGUUGACAGUGCAAAUUUGAGUUCCGAUGAUCAACUGGACACAAACAAUGAUAUACAAUAUCGUUCACAGUUCAAAAUCGACAAGUUGGCAAAUGAUAAUCAAGAUUCUUUCAAUAAUGAACAAUCAUUUCUAACAUGUUACGAAGGCGAAGAUGUUGAAGAUCAAGACAAGCAAGUUCAACUCCGUCCGAAACGAUUCUCUUGUGCAGGUGCAAUAAACGAUGACGAGCGAACGAAAACUCAUAUGAUAAUUAUAGACCAAAAGCAUAGAUCAGAUAUACCCAUUCAGAUAAUAUCUACAAGUAAUGUUUCAUCUCCCGCACGUAAAUCUUCGAAAAAAACAUUUGCGAAUAAAUUUGGUAAAUCAAUAUCGAGUUUCAAAUCAAGCAUGACUCGUGCGUUUAAUCCUCAAUUUACUUCGACAGACAAUCUUCAGUGUUCUAACACAUCGAAUUCAUUAGCUGAUAGUUUGAAAGUUCUACAUGACGAAAUCCGCGUAUUGAAACAGUCGGUUGACCGGAAAGAAAUGUUACUUAAUCAUGUAACCAAAACAUCUUACGAAGAUCGUUUAAAAUAUGAAAAGGAAAAUUUCGAAUUGAAACAACGAAUUGAACAAUUAAUCGAUGAAAAUAUGCAGUUAAAAGCACGCUAUCAUCAAUCAGAUAUUUAA
Molecule: messenger RNA, 1755 nt
Organism: Adineta ricciae
Lineage: Eukaryota; Metazoa; Rotifera; Eurotatoria; Adinetida; Adinetidae
Source: the annotation of a GenBank genome assembly